CAGUCCGGAUGUUCCCCCCAGUAGCGGAAUAGCAAGCACCAGCGGCAGCAGUGUGUGAAUGUGGCAAUCGAGGUAGACAGGGAGGGGUGGAAAUACUGACCGGGUGGUUCUAUUUUUUACCUCCUGUUUUUCAUUAUUUUUCGUGGCUUGUAGAGCCAAGUCCUCACGGUUGAUACCGCGCCGCGGUUAGGAACUUGUUCGCGGGGCUGUAGAGCCGGUUGCCGCUUUUCUUGGGGACUAAAGUGCUGUCGUUGUGGAAACAGUCCAGAAGAAAGAAGGGAAGGCAGAAACAACAUGGGGCGAUAAUAAAAAAAAAAUGUGUCGUGUAGUGGACCGACGAUGACUCUCUGGGAGGACCCGUGAAGCCUAUUUAUUUUUUUAUUUAUUACCCUUUUUUUUUUUUACCCCUUUCCCCUUGAAUCCUCUUUUGUAUCAUUUUUCUCCUCCCCACCUUGUUAGUCUGGGAGAUUUUCUUUUUAAAGGAAAGGGCAACGUCGUAAGAGGAUUUGAAGGAUGGACCAAGCCGGCAUCCUGAGAAACUUUAUCCAGAGGGUGAAGGCCAUGAGCGAAUUGGACGAAGACAGGGGAGAGGACAACUUCGGCAGCGACUUUAUGCGGUUGCGGCGGUUGUCGACUAAGUACCGAACGGAGAAGAUCUACCCCACCAACGUGGGAGAGAGGGAGGAGAACGUGAAGAAGAACAGAUACAAAGAUAUACUGCCAUUUGACCACACUAGAGUAAAGUUGACAUUAAAAACAACCAAUCAGGACACGGAUUACAUCAAUGCAAGCUUUAUUAAGGGUGUUGAUGGCCCAAAAGCCUACAUCGCAACUCAGGGUCCACUCCAAAACACAGUCAUCGACUUCUGGAGGAUGAACUGGGAGUACAAAGUCGCUGUUAUUGUAAUGGCUUGUCGAGAAUUUGAGAUGGGAAGGAAAAAGUGCGAGCGGUAUUUUCCAUCGCGAGACGAGGAGCCCUUGAGUUUCGGCCCUUUCAGAAUCUCCUGUGAAUCCGAGCAGCAAAGAACAGACUACUUUAUCAGGACCUUGACGGUGCAGUAUAAUAAUGAAACUCGGAGGAUAUCUCAGUUCCAUUAUAUCAACUGGCCCGACCACGAUGUCCCAUCAUCGUUUGACUCCAUAUUGGAUAUGAUCGGACUAAUGAGGGAGUACCAGGAGAACGAUGACGUUCCUAUCUGUGUGCACUGCAGUGCAGGUUGUGGGAGGACGGGUGCUAUUUGUGCUAUCGACUACACAUGGAACCUCCUCAAAGCUGGGAAAAUUCCCGAGGACUUUAACGUCUUCCGGUUGAUCCAAGAGAUGAGGACGCAGCGGCACUCUGCUGUUCAGACAAAGGAGCAGUACGAGUUAGUGCAUCGAGCAAUCGCCCAGCUCUUUCAGAAACAACUGCAGGUUCUGGAGAGUCCCACCAACACGCAGAUACACGAUGGCAUGAGUGAAAGCAGUCCUGACAAAACAAGCGUUCAGUCAGAUGAUGAGCGAUGGGACACACCGCCGCCGAAACCUCCUCGCUUUCGCAGUCCCCAGGUGGAAGGUGACGUAAAGGAGGAGAUUCUCCAGCCCCCCGAGGCUCACCCUGUCCCCCCUAUUCUCACCCCGUCUCCCCCGUCAGCCUUCCCCACGGUCACCAAUGUGCGGCAGGACAACGACCGCUACCAUCCCAAGCCUGUCAUACAUGUCCUGGAUACUGCGCAGCGCAGCCUGAAGGAGAACGACGCUGAAAACAAGCAGCAGAACCAGUCCGGAUCCGGCCUAAUCAAACAAGCCAGCCCCUCAGAGCCGAGAGAUCUAAACGCUCAAAGCCAAAACCAGCAGACUCAGGUCUCCCACCUGGAUCUCAACGAAAACUACAACAACAAAUCCUCCUCCACGUCGACAAAGUCGGAACCGGGCCACGGACGGACUCAGGCGCCCUCCUCGCCGCUCUCCCCGGCCGCCGAAUGUUGCGGCGCCCCUCGGAUCGAGAGGAAGCUCAGCAUAGAGAUUAAAAAGGUGCCGCUGCAGGAGGGGCCUCGCAGCUUCGACACGCCCUCCUCGGUGGGAGCCAACAACUCGGCCAACAGCAGCUCCAUGCUGCAAAGGAGCCACGCCUUCAAAGCCCGUUCCAGCCAGACCCUGCUGACGUCCAGCUCCUCGCUGUCGGAGGACUCCGGCACCGAGGGAGGAGCGGGCGGCUGCGGGGAGACCCACUCCGACGAGGGCGUCCCGACCAGACCAAACCACCUCCCUGUCACCAGCGAGGACAAGACGCAAGAUAUGAAGUCCGGCCAUGCCGCUUGGACGCAUUCCUGCAACAGCCCCGACAAACCUUUCCCCAAAACGUCCUCGUCCUCGUCGUCCUCGGACCGGGCGGCUCCGUCUUCCUCCUCCUCCUCCCACAUUUCCUCCUCCACCUCGUCGUCCUCGUCCUCCACGCCCGUCAGGACUGCCCUCAGUUUCACCAACCCGCUGCACUCGGAUAACUCGGACGAGGAAGGGAACGAGGAGAUGGCCGAGGUGAAGGAGAGUUACCAUAAAAGCGUCUCCGUAGCCACAGCUACUGUGACCGCCUCGCCUCACCUGGAGACCCAGCAGUCGUCCAGGAAGGUGGUGCCCAUGUCCAUCGCGGGACACGCCACCGCAUUGUCCUCCGCGAGCCCAGCAAACUGCUGGGACAGCGACGACUCCCCUCCCCCCCUCCCUGAGAGAACCCCUGAGUCCUUCAUACUGGCCACAGAUGCUCUGGAAGAGAGAACGUCAGCCUCAGCUGAAUGGGGAUCCUCACAAAAAGAUGUCUCUGAUUGUGCCAAGACGUCUCCGGUGGUCUCUGCAUCGGAUGGCGGCACGGCGGGAGUCAGCCAAGUAGACCUGGGUGGGAUUCGGUAACCGCUGCAUUCAGCCCAAAGGCCCUCGAGAACCCCCUGUGGAGUGGACAUGACGGAACGACCCGCCCGCCAUCACCGUCUGUCCUCAUCAGGAUACAGACUCCUGACGGGUUGGCCCAAAAAAACGAAACAAACAAAAAAAAAACAGGCUGGCGUGCAGAGAAAUGAAAAAAAAAGCCGGCAUAUAGAGACUUUUAUUCCUGAGACUUUCCUCCUCACAUUGACUGGCCUGUAGAUGCUGGCCUGGGGUCUCUCUUCAUGAACGGUUAAAGCAGAGCAGUGUUGAUAGCGGGCUAAAAGAAGAGACUUGUUUCCUUUUCGACACUUAUCACAAAUUUCUCCCUUUUUUUUUUUUCUUUCUUUUUUUUUGUUCCUACACUAAAUGAAGCGUGGUCUAAGAUUGACUCUUAAAAUAGUUUCAAGCCAAAUGCGAAGAAAGCGGCUUCAUCAGGAAAAGCUAGAGCAGAUUUCUGUCCCACAGGCGGUCGGGCCGCCUCCUGCUGAUCAACGAACAAUCUUCAAAGCGAACUUAGAUAAUCUUGUGCUCAUGACGCAACCUUUUCAGUUGGGUAUGCGGAGGUUGCCUGGGUACUUUCUCUGACUUCUUUUGUAUUUCUGUCCCUCGUCUCUCCUUUCUGGUGCUACUUCAUAAAAGAUCAGGAUCCAUGCUGGAGUGUUGUAGCUGAGGGUCGCCAUCAUUCAAUGAUUCUUUGUGUUAUUUUUUUUUUUUUUCUAAUGGGCUGUUUUACUUUCCAUUUUAAUGCCCUUCUGUUGGGAGUCCAUAUGCCAACAAUUACAGUGUUAAAAUAUGACGCCCGUUCACCUGCUUUUAAAGAGUUUUUAUUCUGCCCCUAAGUGUGACUUGAAGUCACUAAUGUGAGUAUUUUUUCUUUUUAAUUAAUUUAAGCCCCCCCCACCCCCCCACCCCCACCCUACUGAGUCUCAGAUUUUGUUGUGCUGAAUCUGUCACACCCAUUACUGAUGGGUCUAGCAGCAAAACCUAAAUAUGCACCUGAAGGCAGGGAUGUAAAAAUGUAGCAAGAUUGAUUGGAAGUCGGUUGAAAUUUCAAAUAAUUUUGCUAAGUAGGAUUUAAAAAAAAUUGUAAAAUGAAAAAAAACAACAACGCAUUAUUUAUUUAUUAGAACUUAAAAAGCGUAAUAGCGACUCUGGCUCUAACCAUCGGGACCAUUACCCCCAGAUUCCACAUCCUCCGUUCACGUUUGACCGACAGAGCAACUGCGUUAUUUUAAAUAAAUAAGCUCCACAAUUAGAAUCGUAGCAAACAGGAAAAAGAACGUCAACAACCUCCGGUUUGUCAAAUUUAAAUGGCGUGAAUAGAUAUUAACCACAAAUUAAAUAUUUUUUUAAUUAUUAUUUACAACAAUAUUAUAUAAAUAUUGGAUGUAAACCCCUUUUUUCGUACCAUUUGGACCAGAUUUGUCUUUUCAACAUUUAAUUUGAAACCUGGUAAUCCGCUCCAGAUAGAUUUGCAUUCUGCCUGUAACGACGGUGCACUCUCCCCGGGCUCCAAGAAACUUUGGAGCGGAGCUGGACGGAGAAACCGUGGAUGUAGCAGGCUUUGCUUUUCACGGACUCACGGCGGCGGUCUGGAACGGAGGAUGUGGAGUUAUGGGGUUAGAUUUGUUCUGCCCCACCCCCCUAAAGCUAAAUUCAUCUUUUAUUCCAGUACCAUGAUCCUACACUGAAAUAUGAUAUAUAUGGUUUUAAUUAAUAUUAAUAAAAAUAUUUCUAGUUGUACUUUAUCAAGGUUCCCAGGACCCAUGGAAUAGAAACUGGCCCACGGCAUCAUAGACCACCUCCGUGCUUAACAGCAGGCAUAAAAUGUUUUUCAGCAUCCUAAUUUUUUGUUUUAUUUUGCUUCACACCAAACCCACCUGGACUUUUUGUUGUGAAAAAUGUUGAUAUUAGUCCCGUCUGACCAAGAGGCACAGCUUCGGUUAAAGUCCCACUACAGGGUUACUAUUUAUGAGCUAAUACAAACUGUUGGUAAGGAGAUUAGCCGGUAAAUUUAGGGAAUCCUUACUUGGAUUAAUUUCAUUGGAAGAGGCAUCAACAAUUGUGCCACCUGUGAUUUUUUUUUUUUUUUUUUUUGUUAUAAAGACAGUGAUCUCUUAACACGGGCCCUCCUCACCUCACCCCCACACACUGAAUAAAUUAGCUGAAAUUACAUGUUGGAUUUCUCACAAUUGCUCUGUAAGAACCUGUUUCUUCAAUAAAAGAUAAAUGUAUUAUUUUCUUUAUUAU
This is a messenger RNA of Fundulus heteroclitus (mummichog), 5151 nucleotides long. RefSeq names its product protein tyrosine phosphatase non-receptor type 12 (gene ptpn12). The record is from RefSeq and is a predicted model, not a curated record. Bases 514 to 2886 code for a protein of 790 amino acids. Gene Ontology annotation, cellular component: cytoplasm; nucleus. Gene Ontology annotation, molecular function: non-membrane spanning protein tyrosine phosphatase activity. NCBI's taxonomy places the organism in Eukaryota, Metazoa, Chordata, Actinopteri, Cyprinodontiformes, Fundulidae. Gene Ontology annotation, biological process: peptidyl-tyrosine dephosphorylation. The transcript is spliced from 18 exons.